AUUAAAAACUAAAAUGUUAUGGAAGAUGACAGUUCUCCAGAAGAUAAGCAACCUGAAGGCGAAAACGCUUCAGAAACCACAUCAAGUUUCAAUUUCAUAUCCAGUCUGCUAAACUUCUUACUCAAACCAUAUACCAAUAGCAAUCACGCUCAUGAAUCAUCCUCAACCCAAGAAUCAGUAAAUGAUGGCGUAAGCACGGGAUCCAUAAACGAAACGGAAGUAAGGUCUCAAAGAUAUACAGAUACUCAUUCAGUAACGUCCUCAUUACCCUCAUAUCACACAUUCAACGAACCACUAUCCGCAGCAUCUCUAUUUAGAGUGAGAAGCGCGUACACACAGCCAGAGGAAGGUUCGACAUCCACCAAAGAGCUGGAACAACCAGAAGAAACACGUGCCGAUAUCACUAUUACCCAAUCAAACGAUCAUGACGUGUUGAUAGAUCAAACUUUCCAGCAAGAAUCGUAUUGUCCAUCAUCCAGUUCCAGGCCACAUCACAACGAAAUCGUACAAGAGAGGCAUUUUUCAUCCACACCAAUAAUACCGGCUCAUUCGAACCACUAUUUUGUGUACAACAUUGCAGACGUUAAAUCCUUGCAACAGUUCACGCCAAGAAUGACGAAAUCUUUAACUAGAAAUCUUCCUACGUACUCCACAGUGCUCAAACUUGGGCCGGCGGCGUCGCCGAAACCACAUCCAAUGAGGGCAUCGGAAAGCUUCAAACCUCGGCAACCACCGCCAAGUUACGCCGAAGCUGAAGGACUUUACGAUGCGCACAGUGCUAUAUCCGUGGAUUCUUUCUUUUUCGGUCCCGAACAACUUUACAUCGUGUGUCCGAACUGUAAUUCAGUGGUUUUGACGGAAACACGACUGGAAAGAUCAACAGCCACACAUUUCACGGCGAUUCUGUUGUGUUUAUGUUACUGUUGGCCGUGCUGUCUUCUGCCCUACUGCAUGAAGUCCUGCUAUAAUGUAGUACACACAUGUCCAUUGUGUCAGUAUUAUUUUGGUACUUAUAGACCAUGGUGAUACGUAAAUACAUUUACAUGAUAAAUAAAAAAACGUUGGUGAUGGUG
Molecule: messenger RNA, 1073 nt
Organism: Aethina tumida (small hive beetle)
Lineage: Eukaryota; Metazoa; Arthropoda; Insecta; Coleoptera; Nitidulidae
Exons: 2
Coding region: 19-1026 (335 amino acids)
Molecular function (GO): zinc ion binding
Source: RefSeq, a predicted model, not a curated record